UCCAAACUAGGAGUUGCUCAGCCAGAGGCCGGCAGCCUGGAGCUGGAGCCAGACCCUGGGGCUCGCCUGCCCACAGGGUCUCCAGCCCCCAUCUGCUCACCCACCUCCUGCCUGCAAUCCUGCCUUCCAGAUCAGCCACCAGCCCGCCCCUGCAUGGAGACUUUUUUUAGGAGACACUUCCAGCGGAAGUCCCCAGGCCCUGGAGAGGGGCAGCGGCGGCCCAGCAGCGUGGGGCUGCCCACGGGCAAGGCGCGGCGCCGCUCCCCUGCCGGGCAGGCCUCUUCCUCGCUAACACAGAGGCGUCGCUCCAGCGCACAGCUCCAGGGCUGCCUCCUGGGCUGUGGGAUGCGGGCCCGGGGCACCCGCCGCAGAUCCAGCACCGCGCCCCCUGCCUGCAACCCCCGCUUCACCGUGGAUGAGGUGCCCACCCCACAGCCUGCCACUGUUGGGGCCCAGCUUCUGGGUGCACCCCUGCUGUUGACCAGGCUUGUGGGCAUGAGUGAGGAGGAGGAGGAGGAGGAGGAGGAGGAGGAGGGGGUCCAAGAGGAGGAUGUGACAGUUGCAGCAUUGAGUGCCAUCCAGCGAAGCACCAGUAGACCAGGGCCAACCCCACACCUGGGCACACGGCCCCUGCUGCCCGUGCCCCGUUGCCUGCGUCGAGCCUCCUCCCACCUGCUCCCUGCUGACAGGGUGUAUGACUGCGCCCUCUGGGGCCUGCAGGGUUACUAUCGGCGCCUCAGCCAGCAGCGGCCCUCAGGCCAGCAUCCUGGCCCUGGGGGCAGAAGAACCUCAGGCGCCUCAGCUGGCCCCAUGAUGCCCGCCCGUGUGCGCCCACUGUCCCGCAGGCGCCAGGUAGCCCUACGGCGCAAGUCGGCCGGACCCCAGGCCUGGAGCGCCCUGCUUGCGAAAGCCAUCACCAAGUCUGGCCUCCAGCACCUGGCACCGCCUCCUCCGGCUCCAGGGGCCCCGUGCAGCGAGCCAGAGCGGCAUAUCCGGAGCAUUGUGGACUGGAGUGAGUCCGCGACGUAUGGGGAGCACAUCUGGUUCGAGACCAACGUGUCGGGGGACUUCUGCUAUGUUGGAGAGCAGUACUGUGUAGCUAAGAUGCUGCAGAAGUCAGUGUCCCGGAGAAAGUGUGCAGCCUGCAAGAUCGUGGUGCACACCCCCUGCAUUGAACAGCUGGAGAAGAUAAAUUUCCGCUGUAAGCCGUCCUUCCGUGAAUCAGGCUCCAGGAAUGUCCGUGAGCCAACCUUCGUGCGGCAUCACUGGGUACACAGGCGACGCCAAGAUGGCAAGUGUCGGCACUGUGGGAAGGGCUUCCAGCAGAAGUUCACCUUCCACAGCAAGGAGAUUGUGGCCAUCAGCUGCUCCUGGUGCAAGCAAGCAUACCACAGCAAGGUAUCCUGCUUCAUGCUGCAGCAGAUCGAGGAACCCUGCUCCCUGGGGGUCCACGCUGCCGUGGUCAUCCCGCCCACCUGGAUCCUCCGUGCCCGCAGGCCCCAGAACACCCUCAAGGCCAGCAAGAAGAAAAAGAGAGCAUCCUUCAAGAGGAAAUCCAGCAAGAAAGGGCCCGAGGAGGGCCGCUGGAGACCCUUCAUCAUCAGGCCCACCCCAUCCCCCCUCAUGAAGCCCCUGCUGGUGUUUGUGAACCCCAAGAGUGGGGGCAACCAGGGCGCUAAAAUCAUCCAGUCAUUCCUCUGGUAUCUCAAUCCCCGACAAGUCUUUGACCUGAGCCAGGGAGGCCCCAAGGAGGCGCUGGAGAUGUACCGCAAAGUGCACAACCUGCGGAUCCUGGCGUGCGGGGGCGAUGGCACGGUCGGCUGGAUCCUCUCUACCCUGGACCAGCUGCGCUUAAAACCGCCACCGCCUGUUGCCAUCCUGCCCCUGGGCACUGGCAAUGACUUGGCCCGCACCCUCAACUGGGGUGGGGGCUACACUGAUGAGCCCGUGUCUAAGAUCCUGUCCCACGUGGAGGAGGGGAACGUGGUGCAGCUGGACCGCUGGGAUCUCCACGUAGAGCCCAACCCGGAAGCAGGGCCUGAGGAGCGUGACGAGGGCGCCACGGACCGGCUACCGUUGGACGUCUUCAACAACUACUUCAGUCUGGGCUUUGAUGCCCACGUCACCCUGGAGUUUCAUGAGUCUCGAGAGGCCAACCCAGAGAAAUUCAAUAGCCGCUUUCGGAAUAAGAUGUUCUAUGCCGGGACAGCCUUCUCCGACUUUCUGAUGGGCAGUUCCAAGGACUUGGCCAAGCACAUCCGCGUGGUGUGUGACGGAACUGACCUGACCCCCAAGAUUCAGGACCUGAAACCCCAGUGCAUUGUUUUCCUGAACAUCCCCAGGUACUGCGCAGGCACCAUGCCCUGGGGCCACCCUGGGGAGCACCACGACUUCGAGCCCCAGCGGCACGAUGACGGCUACCUCGAAGUCAUCGGCUUCACCAUGACGUCCCUGGCAGCGCUGCAGGUGGGCGGGCAUGGCGAACGGCUGACACAGUGCCGUGAGGUGGUGCUCACCACAUCCAAGGCCAUCCCGGUGCAGGUGGAUGGCGAACCCUGCAAACUGGCCGCCUCGCGCAUUCAUAUCGCCCUGCGCAACCAGGCCACCAUGGUGCAGAAGGUCAAGCGGCGCAGUGCCACCCCCCUGCACAGCGACCAGCAGCCAGUGCCUGAGCAGCUGCGGAUCCAGGUGAGCAGGGUCAGCAUGCAUGACUACGAGGCCCUGCAUUACGACAAGGAGCAGCUCAAGGAGGCCUCCGUGCCACUGGGCACUGUGGUGGUCCCAGGAGACAGUGACCUGGAGCUGUGCCGCGCCCACAUUGAGAGGCUCCAGCAGGAGCCUGAAGGUGCUGGAGCCAAGUCCUUGACAUGCCAGACACUGUCCCCCAAGUGGUGCUUUCUGGACGCCACCACUGCCAGCCGUUUCUACAGGAUCGACCGGGCCCAGGAACACCUCAACUAUGUGACAGAGAUCGCACAGGACGAGAUUUAUAUCCUGGACCCAGAGCUGCUGGGGGCAUCGGCCCGGCCUGACCUCCCAACCCCCACUUCCCCUCUCCCCACCUCCCCCUGCUCACCCACACCCCGGUCACUGCCAGGGGAUGCUGUACCCCCUAAAGGUGAAGAGCUGGUUGAGGCUGCCAAGAGGAACGACUUCUGUAAGCUCCAGGAGCUGCACCGAGCCGGGGGUGACCUCAUGCACCGGGACGAUCGGAGUCGCACGCUCCUGCACCACGCGGUCAGCACUGGCAGCAAGGAAGUGGUCCGCUACCUGCUGGACCACGCCCCCCCAGAGAUCCUUGAUGCUGUAGAGGAAAAUGGGGAGACCUGUCUGCACCAGGCGGCAGCCCUGGGCCAGCGCACCAUCUGCCACUACAUCGUGGAGGCUGGGGCCUCGCUCAUGAAGACAGACCAGCAGGGUGACACCCCCCGGCAGCGGGCAGAGAAGGCUCAGGACACGGAGCUGGCCGCCUACCUGGAGAACCGGCAGCACUACCAGAUGAUCCAACGGGAGGACCAGGAGACAGCCGUGUAGCUGAGGCCCUCGCUGCGGAAGAGGGGCCAGAACCCCUCCUCGCCCACCUCACUGCCACAUUCCAGUGGGACAGCCACGGGGGGACCCAUGCCCCAGGGAAGGAGCCCCGUGCUGCCCCCUGAGGAGCUACCCAGACCUAGGGCUGGACUCUGAGGAGCUGGGCACUCACCUGCCCCCCCCCGCCCCGAGCCUCGGCCUGACCUGGAGGCUCACAGGAGCAGGAAACUGGACUGGACUGGGCGAGACUUUGGCGGGCUGAGGCUACACCCCUGCAGAGUGGGAUGGCGGGCUGAGGCUACACCCCUGCAGUGGGCUGGCGGGCUGAGGCUAUGACCUGCAGACUGGCCCUCACCCACUGCAGUGGGUGCCCUCCCGGGAGUUUAGGGGCCAGAGGAGGGCAGAGGGGCCUGAAGCCCUAUCAGGGAGCCUUCCCUAAGCCACCUGGUCCUUUAGGGCCCCUGCUCUGAGGCCCCUGAGAGCUCAGCCCCCUCCCCUGACCUGACCCCACCUUCCCCAGUGCUUCCUCCCAGAAAUCCGGAGCCUGCUGCAUUUGCCUGCCCGCUGCCCUGCUUGGCGCCUACCCCACGGACCCUCCCCAGUCAUUUCAUUGCAGACUGUGUGGCCUGGGGUUGGGGUGGGGCUUCACGGUGACAUGUUUACAGCUGGGUGUGACUCAGUAAAGUGGAUUUUUUUCCUUUC
Rhinolophus ferrumequinum (greater horseshoe bat) is the source of this 4233-nucleotide messenger RNA. RefSeq names its product diacylglycerol kinase zeta (gene DGKZ). Gene Ontology annotation, molecular function: protein binding; ATP-dependent diacylglycerol kinase activity. Gene Ontology annotation, biological process: regulation of synaptic transmission, glutamatergic; diacylglycerol metabolic process; lipid phosphorylation. The coding region runs from base 154 to 3534 and encodes 1126 amino acids. The record is from RefSeq and is a predicted model, not a curated record. NCBI's taxonomy places the organism in Eukaryota, Metazoa, Chordata, Mammalia, Chiroptera, Rhinolophidae. The transcript is spliced from 32 exons. Gene Ontology annotation, cellular component: nucleus.